This is a messenger RNA of Morus notabilis, 1357 nucleotides long. Its product is annotated as transcription factor IIIA. Gene Ontology annotation, cellular component: nucleus. Lineage: Eukaryota; Viridiplantae; Streptophyta; Magnoliopsida; Rosales; Moraceae. The record is from RefSeq and is a predicted model, not a curated record. Gene Ontology annotation, biological process: regulation of transcription by RNA polymerase II.
AGCAUUUGCUUGUGCCGUUCUGUUCUCUGCAGUAGUUGGCUGGGUAGGGAGAGAUGGAGGAAGCGGGAGAGAAGAUGCUGAUAUUCAGGGACAUAAGGCGGUAUUUCUGCGAUUACUCUGGCAUCUGCAGGUCCAAGAAACCUCUCAUCGCCUCUCACAUCCUCACCAAUCAUAAGGAUGAAAUGGAGAAGAGGGCCGAGACAGAAGAGACAAAAGGUCUAAAACAAACAAAUACUCGCAAAAAAUGCGGUGCCAGCUUCAAGAAACCUGCAUAUUUGAAGCAACACAUGCAAAGCCAUUCCCAUGAGGUAACUUGUUUAAUGUAUAAUGGAGAACUACCUUUCGUGAUUUAUAUAACCUCUUCAAUGAUUUCCCCUAUUUCCUAUGAAGUUGGGUGUGGAAAAGUGUUUAAGUUUGCAUCAAAGGAUUCCCAUGUUAAGUUGAACACAGUCGAGACAAUAUGUGCGGAACCAGGUUGUAUGAAAACAUUCACCAACACACAAUGUCUCAAGGCGCAUAUUCAAUCAUACCACCAGCAUAUCACCUGCGAAAUAUGUGGGACCAAGCAGCUCUAAAAGAACAUUGAAAGACACCCGGAUGAAGAAAAAAGUUCGCCAGAGAGCAUUAAAUGCAACUUUAAGGGUUGUGAUCACACGUUCUCAACUAAAUCGAAUCUCAAUCAACAUGUGAAGGCUGCAUACCUGAAACAGAAACCUUUUGCCUGUGGCUUUGCCGGUUGCAGCAUGAGAUUUGCGUACAAGCUUGUGAGAGAUAGCCAUGAGAAGACCGAAUGCCAUGUUUACACCCAUAGGGAUUUUGAAGAGUCUGAUGAGCAGUUCCGUUCACGGCCAAGGGGUGGGCGGAAAAGGAAGUAUCCAAAUGUAGAGACGCUGAUAAGGAAAAGGGUCACCCCACAAUCAAUCGGAUGGCAUUUCUGAGUAUUUUUCCUUGUUCCUUUCACAGGAGCGGCAGAGCUGAGAUAUAAUUAGUAAUAACACUUCAACCUAGUACUGGUAGAUAGUAGUUGUCCGUAGGUGGUUUUUGGUGUUCAUAUAAAGAGACAUCAUAUAAUAUGUAUAGCCUCUUAUUAUUUGGUUGCAUUGAGUGUUAACUGGAUCUAUGGGUCAUGUAAUACCUGUCUCAUUGGGGCCAAAAAUAUUUCCCACUACGUAUAUCUAGUUUCUUGACUACCGAUGGUGCUCAGUAAUUAAUCUUGGCUAAUCUUGAUUUUUGUCAAUGUGUUUUGAGUUUUGUACUCCUUUUCCUUUAGAUGUUUUGUCUUUUGGUUGUUCGGUCUUAUGAAUAAGCCUAUCUUUGAGGCUGAAUGGAGCUGAAUGUAAUUUGCUAUUUUACGUAC